AUGACGAAAGGAAUCCGGAUUGACUCAGACAAGGUACGAUCUAUUCAAGAGCUUCAGCCGCCCCGAAAUCUUAAGAAACUUAGGGGUCUUCAGGGACGGUUGGCUUACAUCUGGAGGUUCAUUUCAAAUCUUUCGGGCAAGUGUCAACUCUUCUCCAAACUAAUGAAGAAAGGUACUUCCUUCAUGUGGGACGGGCCUUGCCAACGGGCCUUUGAGGAGAUCAAAGCUUAUAUCUCGAACCCGCACGUCCUUGCAGCUCCAAUCUCAGGAAAGUCAUUCCUCAUCUACAUCAGGGCUAUAGAGCAUUCUCUGGGCGCCCUCUUGGCACAAAAUGAUGACGCUGGCCACGAGCAGGGCAUCUACUACCUAAGUAGAACCCUACAAGACGCCGAAUAG
Molecule: messenger RNA, 396 nt
Organism: Asparagus officinalis (garden asparagus)
Lineage: Eukaryota; Viridiplantae; Streptophyta; Magnoliopsida; Asparagales; Asparagaceae
Exons: 1
Coding region: 1-396 (131 amino acids)
Source: RefSeq, a predicted model, not a curated record